This is a messenger RNA of Diceros bicornis minor, 2750 nucleotides long. RefSeq names its product ADP ribosylation factor like GTPase 16 (gene ARL16). Lineage: Eukaryota; Metazoa; Chordata; Mammalia; Perissodactyla; Rhinocerotidae. The transcript is spliced from 6 exons. Bases 67 to 588 code for a protein of 173 amino acids. The record is from RefSeq and is a predicted model, not a curated record. Gene Ontology annotation, molecular function: GTPase activity; GTP binding.
AGAGGCGGUGGGCCUUGCGUCGCCACGGCGCCGAGCUAAGGGUGCCGGGUGGAGCGAGGGGCCGGGAUGUGUCUACUCCUGGGGCCCAGCGGCGUCGGGAAGACGCUGUUGGUGAAACGACUGCAGGAGCUGAGCUCCCGGGAUGGGAAGGGCGACUUGGCAGAUCCUCCCCCGACGCGGCCUACGGUGGGCACUAACCUUACUGACAUCGUGGCCCAGAGAAAGAUCACCAUCCGGGAGCUAGGGGGGUGCAUGGGCCCCAUCUGGUCCAGUUACUAUGGAAAUUGCCAUUCUCUCCUGUUCAUGAUCGACGCGUCUAACCCCACCCAGCUCUCUGCAUCCUGUGUGCAGCUCUUGGGUCUUCUUUCUGCAGAACAACUCGCAGAAGCAUCGGUCCUGAUACUCUUCAAUAAAAUUGAUCUGCCCUGUUAUAUGACCAUAGAGGAGAUGCAGUCAUUAAUCAGGCUCCCGGACAUCAUUGCUUGCGCGAAACAGAACAUCACCACAGCAGAAAUCAGUGCCUUGAAAGGCACUGGCUUGUCAGAGGUGCUGCAAUGGCUCCAGGACACCCACAGAAGCCACAGUUGACUACAGGGUGGAGGAAUGUGGCUGUCUUGCUCUGUGGUUCUUUGGACUCCAACCACCACAGACCUGCUCUCUCCACUGUGGUACAAGUUUCUGAUACACUGAUGGUGUGACCCUCACUGGAUAAAGCUGCUAUCAUGGGAAGAACCAAGCCUCGAGUCAGAAACAAGAGAAGCGUUUUCAUUGGUUCAUUUGUUAAGUAAACACUUAUUCCUCUGAGGAGCCUGGAAGAUAUAGGGUUCCCGCAGGUAGGCGAGGGCCAGGAGAGGCUCCGAUGGAGCAUGGGAGGUGCUGCCUGCGAGCUCAUCACUAGGCCCUCAGGGUCAAGGGUCUUGUGUCCCCUGUGUCCUUUUAGAGCCGAAGGAGCUUGCAGGAGAACACCUAUUGAUUGGUGUAUUUCUGUCCUAGGGCCCCUGUAACAAACAACUACAAACUGGUGGCUUACAGCAACAUAAACAUGCUCACAUUCUGGAGGCCAGAAGUCUGAAAUCAAGUUGUCUGCAGGGUUGGUUCCUUCUGGAGGCCAGAAGUCUGAAAUCAAGUUGUCCGCAGGGUUGGUUCCUUCUGGAGGAUCUGAAGGAAAAUCCAUUCCUUGCCUCUCUUCUGGCUUCUAGCUGCUGGUAAUUCUUGACUUGCGGCUUGCAGAACUUGAAUUUCUCCUUCUGCCUUUGUGUGGCUGCCUAUUUUCUUCUUAUAGGGACACCUAUCAUUGGAUUUAGGGCGCUUCUUGUAAACUGGUGUGUCCUUUGGAGAGGAGGUGGCUCACCCUAACUGUGGUGGGACCUUUCCUCCCCUCCCACCUUUGGGUUCCUCCACUGCUCUCAGGGGUCUGUUCUGGGUCCAAGCACCCGGGGCAUCAGAGUGCACUUUCCCGUGGCCUAGCCACCCCCACCCCUGAAGCUCAGUUGAGUUCCCAAAUCUGGGAACUGAUGAUGCUGAGGGAGCCACCGUUCCCAAAGGAUGUCUCUGCUUGUGGAUUCUUGUCAGCACACUUUGAUAGCAUCUGGAUAAGAACUUUCUUUAAUGGUUUGGCCUUCCCAUCAAAUCCAACACUAGGAUAACAAGGGAUAGCAUUAUGCAACAAUAUAAUGUUAAGUAUAACAUUGUACGUUACUACAUUUAAGUGUGACUAGGGCCAGCCCUGGUGUCCUAGUGGUUAAGUUUGGCACACUCUGCUUUGGUGGCCCAGGUUUGGUUCCUGGGUGGAGACCUACACGGCUCUUCUGUCAGGGGCCAUGCUGUGGUGCCAGCUCAAAUAGAAAAAGAGGAAGAUUAGCAACAGGUUUUAGCUCAGGGUGAAUCUUCCUCAGCAAAGGUAAAAUAAAAUAAAUGUUGCUAGUCUGGGAAAACACUUCCCUAUGAGAAAGUCCACACAUAGGGUGUUGCGAGGCCUGUGUGUACAAGUAAGACGGCCCGUCUGGGAUCACUGGUUUCGUCCCCACCCCCCAAUUUUGUGCAGAUUGUUUUCCCUUUGUACAGAGAGAAACCAGUUCAACCAUGUGGGAGGUUGGAACACACAAGAAGCUCCAUCUCUAGCCUUCACCUCUUUUUUUUUUUUUUUUAAUAAUUUUAUUUAUUUAUUUAUUUUCCCCCAAAGCCCCAGUAGAUAGUUGUAUGUCAUAGCUGCCCAUCCUUCUAGUUGCUGUAUGUGGGACGCGGCCUCAGCAUGGCCGGAGAAGUGGUGCGUCGGUGCGCACCCAGGAUCCGAACCUGGGCCGCCAGCAGCAGAGUGCACGCACUUAACCGCUAAGCCACGGGGCUGGCCCUAGCCUUCACCUCUUAAACGUCCUCUUUGAUGUACAUCCACAUCUCCUCUUAAAGAUCCUAGGAAUGAAGGGUAGGUGAGAGGUGGAAGGAUGCUGAGAUGCAGCUCCCUGAGUCAGAGCCUGGGCAGAACACCCUCCUCGACUGCUUUUUCAGUAUGAGUAAGGUAAUUAGUCUGGGAUGGCUGGUUUUGCCCCAGUUCCCCCAGUUUUGUGCAGAUGCAAUUUGUGUGACUGCUCGUCCUGGGCUAGGAAAGAAUAGACACUCAGACUUUGCUCUGUGUAGCUGUGGCCCAGCCAGAGCCCUAUCUGUCUCAGCAGCUCCCUCUGUCCCUGGAUGCUAUCACCUCUCCUAGUUUCUGGGUGAAGGAGGGUCGGGUUGACUGCUGUGGAGGGGGGGAA